AUGACCAGUAAAUAUAAUCCAGUGUCUGUUGUGCAUCACCAUCAAACAACAUCUUCACGGAUAACUCCCUCUACAAAUACACCUGUAGAGCAACAUCAAUCAUCUAUUUCCCAAAACUCUCAUAAAGCUUUCAAUUCCCCAAUAAUGAUGACCACUGGUACCCCAAAGCCAGCCAACCACAAUACUCGUGUUCAAACAGCGACGAACAGCACAUCUUCAUCAACCCAACAACAGUAUUCAGAUUUCAAACAAGUGCUCACUCCAAUCAAAACACAAACAAGACUCCAGCAGCACAAUAGCAACAAGAUAAAUCAACUAAGAAACACAACCUCUACACCAAUCCAUAUGGACCAAACUUUUAGCAUCUCUUCACCAAGAAAAACUCUCGAAAAACAACACGCCACUCCCAAGGCUCAUACCCAACCACAAUCAACAAAAUCGGCCAUUGUAAAUGGAUUGGAUCUGUUUCUAAACAUCAAUAAUAAGGAGAAUGUCUCUCCAUCUACUCACAAUCUGUCUUCCACUUUUCCAUCCAAAACAAGCUCUUUACCUCAUAUUUCGUCAGCACCAACUCUAGAUUCUAAGCAUGUGCACCAACAAUUGACUUUUCAAGCUGAAAAUGAAACUAAAAACAUUGAAUCCUUAAUUUUACGCCUUCUCUCUCUUGAAAACCCAGUUGUAAAUAAGAAAAUGACUAAUGUAUUCAGUGCAAGUGAUGACAAUUUCAUUAAGCUCUUAAAGGUUGUAACAGACCCUCUUUCAAUCGGGAUAGCGAAAAAAGACACAUUGAUGAUGGGAGAAAAGCUUGUUCACAUCAUAUUUACAUCUUCAGGUCCUUUUGAAGAGCUAAUUUGUAUGAACCUUACUAUCACCCUGAAGGAGCUUUGCAAGUCGUUUGGCUCUGGACAUUACUUUCACGACGAGUUGGUUGUAAAGCUUAUCAAACAGCUUUACGUUAUGUACAGAACUCGAGUUUUCACAAAUAUUCAGUCCAACAACCUUUUCCCCUUUAUUUCUUCCAACACUGGCUUGGUGUUGUAUCUGCUAACUGAAGCUGUUUCCGUCUCUACAAGGAUUGAGGAUGACAGGCUCAAAUUUGUUGAGUACUUUUGCGCACAAAGUUCAUACUGGAAGCUUACUGAAACUAGUUAUUUUGUAGAAAUUUGGCAGUUAGCUAUUAGAUUACUACAAGACCACAAUUUUGGAUUGAUGUUCCAAAAACUUCAAGAGUCAUUAUUUUCAAAAGUAAUCGAUCAAUGGUUGGAUGUUGUAAAAAAACGAGAGUCUUAUGAACAAGCUGUAGAAUAUCUUCAGUUACUCAACAAUUUAGUUAGAGAAACAAGUAAUUCGGCAUUGGAUACUGUGACAAAUUUUCAUUUCAAGCUUUUGAAAACUCUUCUCGAAAAACGGUUCACUUUUUUGACUUUUCUUCUUGUUGAUGACUACAACAUGCGAACUUAUCAAUAUGGGGUUCAAUUUUCAGCUUAUUCUGUUAAAAGCAGGUUUACUGCUCUGAGAUUAGAACUGGUUUAUUUAAUUACGUUUGUCGUUCACUUUUCAUAUUUGGAUUGUAUUGAGAAAUCCGUAUUCCAAUUGUAUCCAUUUGAAACCAACCAAAUGAUUUCCAUUUUAACUGAAUACUUUUUUACUUAUAACCAUUGCAACGUUUUCCACAACAUUUACUGUAUUCUAUUCAUGGAAGUGAUUUUUAGAAAUGAAGGAUCAGUUAUCAGACACUUUUUGGAAUGCUUCUUCCACAAAGCUUUACAAUUAUUUGAAAACAAACACAAAGUAGAUCAGUGGGGACACACUCUUCAAUUGCUCAACAUGAUUAGAUUAAGCUCAAAGUGCUCAAGCAAAGACAUGGAAAUUAACAAAUUCUUAUUUCAGCAGCACUUGAGCGAAUGGACUAAAUUCGAAGAAAUUAUCGUUCAACAAACUUUAUUAAUGGAAGGCCUCAAGUCAAGCUCAGAGAUUGAUAUCGGAAGCACUUUUGCUGAACGUUUUGGAUUCAUGGAGUGUGAUCGAUUGCUCUGA
Molecule: messenger RNA, 2037 nt
Organism: Naegleria lovaniensis
Lineage: Eukaryota; Heterolobosea; Eutetramitea; Acrasida; Naegleriidae
Exons: 1
Coding region: 1-2037 (678 amino acids)
Source: RefSeq, a predicted model, not a curated record